Messenger RNA from Dovyalis caffra, 552 nucleotides. Lineage: Eukaryota; Viridiplantae; Streptophyta; Magnoliopsida; Malpighiales; Salicaceae. The record is from the annotation of a GenBank genome assembly.
AUGACUAGAGGAGGGAUGAAUGCUUCGAAAGGAACGAUUCUCAGCCGAGGUCUUUUGAAAUUUCAGAACAUGAUUGACGUACCCUACAUGCGUAAAAUCCACAGAACAAUUGGAGAAAAUCUCUUUGUGUUGUGGCAUGCAUCGAAGUCUGGUACUAGUGAGAAGCAACUGAAAUUAUUAGAUUCUUACUUUGGAAAACUCCGAGAUGAUGUAAGUCAGCCCUCUUCAAAUUCUUGUAACAAGAGGACAGAAUUAGCAGACGAAAGUGUGAAAAUCAAUGUAAAGGAGGAGCUGGAAUAUCUAAAUGCUUAUCUUGACAAGCUUGAUAAAGAUGCAAACUUAGAGAAUAAUGCAUCACCAACUUUUGAUCAUGAAACUACCGAGGAAAAUCCAGUAGCAAAACCAAUCUCAGUCAGUAAAGAAUCUAGAGGAGACGAUGAAGAGAAACUAAAAACUUUCAGGAAGCUGAGGAAUAAGAGUGUUGAAAAUGGUUUGAGGAGGUCUGAAGCUUUAGACCAAAAUGAUGAAACCUCUGAUCUCUACUUAAUGUAA